This is a messenger RNA of Paramecium octaurelia, 371 nucleotides long. The record is from the annotation of a GenBank genome assembly. NCBI's taxonomy places the organism in Eukaryota, Ciliophora, Oligohymenophorea, Peniculida, Parameciidae.
AUGUGUGAUUAAAAACGAAAAAGACUACUUACAUAUGAUGAUAUGGAUAACUAAAAUAUAAUCCCUAGAGCACCUCUCAUUAAGUACAUUUAUUUUUUAUAUAAUCAAGACCAUUAAAAGAUUCUUCCAUUUUAAUACCAGAACUAUAAUUAACUUAUGAAACACCAAAUUGCUUUAAGAAUAUACCACUCACAAUCAUCCCUGAGGAUGUCAAACAAGAAAGUUUCCAAAUGCCAUAAGUGGGCAAACACAUUAAAAAGAGAUAAAGAUUUCAAAGCGAAAAUCUUCGUCCCACUGUCAUCAGUAUGAUGGAACGACAAUUAUUGAAUAGAAAUUCCUCUAAAUUGCAAAUAGAAAGCCAUAGAUAUUGA